GUCCCUGGGGCUUGGUCGAGGGCAACCCCUCCCCCCCCCCCAGCCCUUUGCGGGUUCCCUGCGCUGCUUCUCCUCUCUAGAUAAUGGGGUGGGGGGGCAGGGACAGAAGCGACCACCCGAAUUGUCUGUUGUUUGCGCUUGACUGCUGUAACCGCUCCAGCCACUCGGGUGCUUUUUGGAAGGGAGGCAAUGAAGGUGACUGCCCGGGCUGCGAGUGGGGAAAGGGCAGGGCAAUGUAAGCCCUGUGCCCCCAGUAAGUAGUUACUGCCUAUGGCUGGUCUCUACUGGGCUGGGCUGAGCUGUCAGUCAUGUCUCAAUCAGCUGAUGCUCAGAAGAGGAUUGUUACUGGGAUGCUGCUGCCCGGCGACCGAAGGUGGGAACUGGCGUUUGGGAGGCGCGCAUGCGCGGUGGGGUGUGUGGCUGGGCCCCUGCUGUUGCCUGGCAACCGGGAGGCGGUACGGCAGCUGGGGAGGCGCGCAUGCGCGGUAACGCCUUUUACGGCACUCGCCGCUGCUGCCUGGCAGCCAAAGCGCGACACGGCGUCUCGGCAUUCGCGCAUGCGCGGUGGCGCGCUUUACGGCGCUCCUGCUGUUGCUUGGCAACCAAAACGCUGUACGGCGGCUGAGGCAACCGCGCAUGCGCGCUGCGCCUUUUACGGCGGUCUCCGCUGUUGCCUAGCUACCAGAGCGCGACACGGCGUCUCGGCAACCGCGCAUGCGCGGCGGUGCGGUUUACGGCGCUCCUGCUGUUGCCUGGCAAGCAGAACGCGGUACAGCAGCUCGGGAGCCGUGCAUGCGUGCUGGUGGUGCGUUGUGCCAAGCGCUCGCCGCUGCCACCCUGCGACCAAUGUGCGGUACUGCAGCUCGGAGGCUGCGAGUGCGCGGGGCUGCCCCUGUCCUGCACGUGCCGCCGCGCUCGUUGCUUCCUCCCGGUAAGGAAACGCCGCCGGAAAGGAAAGCUUGCGUGGGCUGUCUCUGCCCGGCCUCCCUCUCCGUGCGGCGCGGGAGCACAAAGGGACAGGCGGGGCACUUACCGGCUGUGGGCAGGAGCUGCUGCAGCUGAAGCUGGAGAGGCCAGAGAAAGGUAGAGAAGAAGAAAUGGAAGGCCGGCCGGCAGCUGCCUCCCGCUGCAGGCAAGAGAGAGCCUGCCUCUCGGCCUGUGGAAGGAUCCCUCUUCGUAGUCCACAGCAGGGGGAGGGCAGCCGGAGUUACAGCAGAGGAGGGGAGCGGGAGAGGAGCAGAAAGAAGCGUCUGAACUGGCAAAUUCUCCUGGCAGCGCCAAGAACGAGAGCUGUGAUGUGUUGUCGUAAGGGUGUGGUGAUGCUCAGCAGAUGCCCCAUCCUGUUGGAAGCACCCCCUCCAUGGGGCAGGCAGUGUGGAUUAUCUGGUGUUGGGUCAAGAACCCAGAGUGGAAUUGCUGUUGCAGAUUAUCCUAGACGAGUUUACCUACUGUGGAUUACCUGGGUGGAGCCCCUGGUGAAGAUGCAGAGGGACAAGCUGUGUGCCACAGAGCGACGGGGGAAGGCAGUGGAGCGCCGUAAGGAGCUGGAUGUCAGCUGGCACCGUUUCGCCGUGCUUGCCCUUUCUUCUGCCAUGACAAUACGAGACAGAUGGAAAGAAUCCAUAGUGGUCUGCAAGUACAAGGCUUUCCCAGGAAGCACUGGCAGCCCUGUAACUAGUGACACCACGAGUUUUCUCACUUUCGCCCUUCCGAUUGUCUCCCCGUCCCACUGGCGGCGGGGGGAGCGAGUGAGCGGUCGCGUGGGGCUUCGUUGCCGGCUGGCGUUAGACCACGACACGAGCGAGCGCCUCUUGCUCCGUAAGCAGCAGUACUCGGGCCGUGCAGGUGCUGCACGUUGCAGACAGCAAAGGGCAAUCGUGACGCUUGCUGGGGGGAGCGGCGAGGGGUGCGGAGCCACGCUCCUGUAG
Aquila chrysaetos chrysaetos is the source of this 1928-nucleotide messenger RNA. RefSeq lists its product as uncharacterized. The transcript has 10 exons. Lineage: Eukaryota; Metazoa; Chordata; Aves; Accipitriformes; Accipitridae. Bases 1098 to 1928 code for a protein of 276 amino acids. The record is from RefSeq and is a predicted model, not a curated record.